UCUACAUUGGUUUUGGAUUCAGCAAGCAGGUAUAUCUGACAAUGACCACCUGGGCUCAGGCCAUCCAUCAUCCCUGGUUUGAUCCAUCACCUCUGAAGCGUAAACUGUCUAAUGCGGAUGACGAGCGCCGUGCAUCACCCUAUCAGCGCUCAUCGCCGAGCCCCACAAGCCGCGCCAAACGAUGCAAGUUCAACACACUGGAGCAUGGGUUUGCCCACCUGACGCUCGCGCCAGCGCCGGUCUACCCCAACUCAACGAACGGGCUGGUGAUUACGCCCAUUAAUCCCACUGCUUCAUCUUUCCAAUCUACAACAUUUGCACCUUCUAGUGUUGUCCUCCCCAGUUCUAUCGAAGAACCGCCGCACGAAAUCGAAGCUGUGGCGCCCGAGGUGAACAUGGAGACUUUGGACGAGGGUGAUUGUAAGCGUAUUUUAGAGUUUUUGGCAGAUAUCAGAGUCCUGAUUGUUCGUGCAGACAUUGGCAAGACCAAGGCGGCUCCUCACUAUUCAAUAUCGGCGCCUUUGCUUCGGCGCAUACGAAAACACCAGACAACAACGCAGCCUAUCAUUCCCAUCUCGUCGCCCAGUACGGGAGGGGGCGCUUUGGUGUUGUAUCGGCCGUUGCGGCCACUUUCCCCUACUCGACAGGUCGAUGAACAAGCCGAAUCCGUAGAGGAAAAUACAACGGCUGGUGCUGCGAGUUUUGAGCGUGAUGAUGAUGCGAUGGAGAUAGAGUAGAACGACACGCCCACACAUUUGUUUGCUUUGAUACUUAUUAAUAUCCUAAAACGACACAUGAACUGUACGAAAAACAAGAACUGCUCAUCUAUGUAACAAACAAAGCAAACGAACAAAGAACUAGAGAGAAAGGUGAAAGCUUCUGAAUCAACGGGCGUCGAGAUUGCGGGUACCAUAAGAUAACAUAGCGGUCCCAGAGGGACCCUCUUCAGUAGGAUAUAGACCUUCUGAGUAGUUAAGAUGAGAGUGGUGGUGCC
Messenger RNA from Suillus fuscotomentosus, 994 nucleotides. RefSeq lists its product as uncharacterized. The transcript has a single exon. The coding region runs from base 42 to 737 and encodes 231 amino acids. NCBI's taxonomy places the organism in Eukaryota, Fungi, Basidiomycota, Agaricomycetes, Boletales, Suillaceae. The record is from RefSeq and is a predicted model, not a curated record.